AUGGAUGAACGAUGGUGGGAAGGACACCUGGCAUUGGACAUCCACUGUACACUCAGAGAAAAGGAGCUGAAGCUGCCCGUUUACAAAGCCCAAUCCCCACUCCUUGAAAGCCGAAGGUAUUUUGUCGACUUAGUUUCUGUGCUCAGCAACCACUGCAAGAUCUGCCCCACAGCCAGACACCUGGCCGUCUAUCUGCUGGACCUCUUCAUGGAUCGAUACAGCGUGACUGCAAAGCAGCUGCAUAUCGUAGCCAUCGCCUGCCUUUUGCUAGCAAGCAAAUUUGAAGAGAAGGAGGACCGAGUGCCAAAACUGGAACAGAUGAACAGCUUGGGCCUCCUGUGCAGCCACCAACUGGUACUAAGUAAGAAGGAGCUUCUGCAAACGGAGCUGCUCCUCCUAGAGGCCUUUGGCUGGAACCUGUGCAUGCCGACCCCAGCCCACUAUGUGGAUUACUACCUCUUAUUCUCACUCAGUGAGAAGGACCACUGCAACAACCGGCCUAUCUUCUCUUUCUCAAAAACCAAAGGUUUCCUAGAGAAAUACGUCCACUAUUUUCUGGAAGUCUCGUUGCAAGAUCAUAUUUUUCACAACUUCCCACCAUCCAUGGUAGCUGCAGCUUGCAUUUGGGCCUCUAGGAUUUGCCUGCAGCUCUCUCCCACUUGGACCAGAGAUCUUGAGAGAAUAUCACACUAUUCGAUGGAGCAGAUCAGUGCUUGCGUUAAAGUCAUGCUGUUGGCUUUUGACAAUGACUUCAAGGAUGCUAACAAAGUAAAGAACCAGCCACUGGCCCUGCAACCCCACAUGUUGGUGCCAGGCACACAUCAGGCUCCCACCCAGGUGUUGUUCCAACAGCCGGCCUUCCACCAUCCACUCCCCCAGCCAGCAGCCACUCUGUCCCACCUCCAGACCCCCGUGCAAGACUUGUGCUCAGCCUAUCGUGACACCCUGCAGCCCCACCAGUCUGGGAGCCUGCUGUCGGGAAGCAGCGACCCCUCUCUGUACCACCCUUACUCUGCUCUCCAGCCUUCAGCAGUCCAGGCCAUCACCAUCCCAGGACCCCUCCCCAGGCAGAUUGGAGCAGAACCAAGACACUGCAUCUCUAUGGCUUACGGGAGUAGCUACUUCAGCGGACAUCACUCAUUUCCAGCCGGAUGUUUGACAGAUAAAAUAAAGCCGUCCUAAGACUGUGUGUUUGCG
Molecule: messenger RNA, 1197 nt
Organism: Gracilinanus agilis (Agile Gracile Mouse Opossum)
Lineage: Eukaryota; Metazoa; Chordata; Mammalia; Didelphimorphia; Didelphidae
Gene: CCNJL
Product: cyclin J like
Exons: 5
Coding region: 1-1182 (393 amino acids)
Biological process (GO): mitotic cell cycle phase transition; regulation of cyclin-dependent protein serine/threonine kinase activity
Cellular component (GO): nucleus; cytoplasm; cyclin-dependent protein kinase holoenzyme complex
Molecular function (GO): cyclin-dependent protein serine/threonine kinase regulator activity
Source: RefSeq, a predicted model, not a curated record